This is a messenger RNA of Prunus dulcis (almond), 3412 nucleotides long. Its product is annotated as putative receptor protein kinase ZmPK1. The transcript has a single exon. The record is from RefSeq and is a predicted model, not a curated record. Gene Ontology annotation, biological process: protein phosphorylation; recognition of pollen. NCBI's taxonomy places the organism in Eukaryota, Viridiplantae, Streptophyta, Magnoliopsida, Rosales, Rosaceae. Bases 72 to 2483 code for a protein of 803 amino acids. Gene Ontology annotation, molecular function: ATP binding; protein serine/threonine kinase activity.
UUUCGACAAAACCAGACAAGGCUUAUUUAUAGUCCCUUUAAAUUGUGUUCACCAAAGUUGAACCUCCAAAAAUGGCAUACCACCAAACUGCGUCAUCUCCAAAAUUUCCCUGCUUUCUUAUUCUUCUAGUCAUCACUGUAUUUUGUUGUUGUUUUGCAACCGCAAAAACCCAGAAGAGUUUAAAAAGAGGCUCUUCUUUUUCAGUUGAAGAUGAUUCUGGUUUCCUAACUUCCCCAGAUAAGUCUUUUACAUGUGGGUUCUAUGGGGUGGGCACAAAUGCCUACUGGUUCUCCAUUUGGUUCACAAAUUCGGAGAACAAGACCCUUGUUUGGAUGGCUAACAGAGACAGACCAGUCAAUGCUUUGGGGUCCAGAGUUUCACUGAGUCGAGAUGGCACCAUGAUCUUGACUGAUGUGGACGGCAAAAUUGUCUGGGAGAGCAGCACCAACUCAACUCCCACUGGUGCUGAAAGGGCGGAGCUUUUGAAUUCUGGCAACCUCGUUUUGAAAAACCCACUAGGUAAAAUUCUCUGGCAAAGCUUUGAUUUUCCCACUGAUACUCUCCUCCCAAAUCAACCCUUUACAAAGAACAUGAAGCUGACAUCUAGUUUGGGAAGAGGCAACUUUGGUACUGGAUAUUUUAGUUUCUAUUUUGAUAAUGACAAUGUUUUGAGGUUGAUUUAUGAUGGUCCUGACAUAUCAAGUGUGUAUUGGCCUGGGCCUGGUUUGAGUGUAUAUCAGAAUGGUAGAACAGACUACAAUAGUAGUAGAAUUGCUGUUUUUGAUGAAAUGGGCAAUUUUGUAUCCAGUGAUGACUUGAUAUUCAGUGCUUCUGACAUGGGUGCAAGGGUGAAACGGAGGUUGACAACGGAUUAUGAUGGAAACCUGAGACUUUAUAGUCUAAACUCGACAGGAUCAUGGGUGAUCACCUGGGAAGCUCUAGCACAGCAGUGCAGGGUGCAUGGGAUCUGUGGGAGAAAUGGGAUUUGUGUUUAUACACCAGAGCUUAAGUGCUCAUGCCUUCCUGGCUAUGAGGCAGUGGAUGCAAGUAACUGGAACAAGGGUUGCAAGCCUAAGUUCAAGCCCACAUGCUCUCAGUCCCAGAGAGUGAAAUUCAAGCAGAUUCAGUACGUAGAUUUCUAUGGAUUUGAUCUCAAUUACAGUGAAUCCACUUCCAUUCAGAAUUGCACAAAACUCUGUGUCGAGGAUUGCCGUUGUGAAGCAUUUGUCUAUAGGGGACAGAAGUGUUACACAAAAGGUGCUCUCUUCAGUGGGCUCAGGUCUCCAACUAUCGAGGGCAGUCUAUACUUAAGGCUGCCUGAGCCUCUGAGUAUGGAAACCUCACCAGCGGCCAAUCUCACUGUAUUUAAUUCAUGCAGGACUAAUGCUGUUAAAAUAGGUACUUCUUCAAUGUAUGACAAUCCCAGUAAAACUGUGAGAUGGGUAUAUCUGUAUUCUUUUGCUGCUGCAAUCGGUGCUGUUGAAUUUCUCUUCAUAUUAUCAGGUUGGUGGUUACUUUUCAGAAGAUCACAAGGUAUGUCAGCUCCCUUGGUAGAUAAAUAUCGUUUGAUUUCAAGUAACUUUAGAAUGUAUCUCUAUGCUGAGCUGAAGAAAGCAACUAGAAAUUUCAAGGAAGAACUGGGAAGAGGGGGUUCUGGGACUGUAUAUAAGGGUGUUUUGGCCGAUGAAAGAGUGGUAGCUGUCAAGGCAUUGGCAGAUAUUUAUCAAGCGGAAGAAGUAUUUUGGGCAGAAGUCAGCACAAUUGAAAAAAUCAAUCACAUGAACCUAGUGAGAACAUGGGGAUUCUGUUCUGAAGGUAAACACAGACUUCUAAUCUCUGAAUAUGUUGAAAAUGGAUCCUUGGAUAAGCACUUGUUUCCCCCAAAUUUUCUUGGAUGGAAAGAGAGGUUCAAAGUUGCAAUAGGGAUAGCUAAAGGUUUAGCUUAUCUUCACCAUGAGUGUCUAGAAUGGGUUAUCCAUUGUGAUGUGAAGCCUGAAAAUAUACUCCUAGACAGUAAUUUUGAACCAAAGAUUGCAGAUUUCGGGCUGGCAAAGUUAUUCCAGAGAGGCGGCCUCAAUGCAGUGUCCUCUCACAUUCGAGGAACAAAAGGGUAUAUGGCCCCGGAGUGGGCUCUGAACCUUUCAAUCACUGCAAAAGUGGAUGUUUACAGUUAUGGUGUAGUGCUUCUAGAGAUAGUGAAGGGCAUUCGACUUUCAAAUCGGGUGGUGGAUACUGCUGAGGAGGAAGAAGCAGAGAUGAAGAGGUUUGUCAGGAUAGCCAGAAGGAAAAUUCAAUGUGGGGAAGAUGAAUGGAUAGAGGAUAUGUUGGAUCCAAGAUUGGAAGGGCAGUUCGGCAGGAACCAAGCAGCAAAGAUGGUUGAGGUUGGUAUUUCCUGUGUAGAGGAAGAUAGGAACAAAAGACCAACAAUGGAUUCAGUAGUGCAAAUGUUGCUAGAAUGUGAAGAGGAAUCCAACAUUCAGUAGUAAUUGGAUUUAAGCUGUAUGCUGUAAAUAGUGUUUCUUUUUGAAUUACAAAUGUUUACUUGAACUAUAUUGUGUAUUCGUCUGCAAAUGAGUGAUAAAAUAUAGAUUAUGAUGAACCCUAUUGCAAGUCUGUAUUCAGUUUAAGCUUGUUUCUAGAAGAUGGAUAUGAUUUGCUUUCAAGUCAAUUCAGAAUGUAUCUCUAUGCUGAGCUCGAGAAGGCAACCAAAAACUUUAAAGAAGAGCUGGGAAAAGGGGCUUCCGGGGUUGUAUAUAAGGGUGUUCUGGCAGAUGAAAGAGUGGUAGCUGUCAAGGCAUUGGCAGAUAUUUAUCAAGCGGAAGAAGUAUUUUGGGCAGAAGUAAGCACAAUUGUGAAAGUCAAUCACAUGAACCUGGUGAGAACAUGGGGAUUCUGUUCUGAAGAUAAACACAGAGUUCUCUUCUCUUGAGUAUGCUGAAAGCAAACCAUUAGACAAGCAUUUGUUCCCCCCAAAUUUCCUUGGAUGGAAAGAGAGGUUUAAAAUUGCACUAAGGAUUGCUAAAGGUUUAUCCUAUCUUCACCAUGAGUGUCUAGAAUAGGUUAUUCAUUGUGAUGUGAAGCCUGAAAAGAAAAAUUCAAAGUGGGGAAGAUGAAUGGAUAGAGGAUAUGUUGGAUCCAAGAUUGGAAGGGGUGUUCAGCAGGAACCAAGCAGCAAAGAUGGUUGAGAUUUGUAUGUCCUGUGUGGAGGAAGAUAGGAACAUAAGACCAAGGGAUUCAGUAGUGCAAAUGUUGUUAGAAUAUGAAGAGGAACCCAAUAUUCAGAUGUAAUUGCAUCUAAGCUGCUGAUGUUCAUUCUUUGUUUGGUUUUAGCUAUUAAACUUGCUAUUGCCUUUUUAAAAGUUUACUUGUACUGCAAUUUGAAUUAUUUGCAAUUGAGCCAUGAUUAUACAGA